GAAGAAGGUGGGUGGCAGCCAGAGGGUGGAGGCGGGGCCGGGAGGAGGGCAGGCUGCAAGCCCCAGAUAAUAUUCUGCCCAGGGCAGCAGGGCUCCAUUCGGUCCACUUGCCCAGGGAGGAGAAGGAGGGAAAAAAAAAAAAAGAAAGUGGGCUGUAACUUAAAGAUCUUAAGACUCCCAAGUGAGGGGUUGGUCUGGAGGUGGGAGGAGGGAGUGACCAGACACGGAGGAGACAGAGACUCAGGAGGGCGCAGGGAAGCGGCUUGGCUGAGGCCGGGACUGGGGACUCGGGGACUCGGCAGGAGAGGGUGGGGGGACGGCUGGGCCCCAGGCAGCUCCUCGGCGGCUCCCUGGGGGGGCUCUGGACACCCUCGGCCCUUCCCGCCUGGGGCCCCCGCCCGGCCUCUGUCCGCUGCCGGCAUGGAGGAGGCUGGCGAUUUCGACAACUACUACGGCGCCGACAACCAGUCCGAGUGCGAGUACGCGGACUGGAAGUCGUCGGGCGCCCUCAUCCCCGCCAUCUACAUGCUGGUCUUCCUCCUGGGCACCACGGGCAACGGCCUGGUGCUCUGGACCGUGUUCCGCAGCGGCCGCGAGAAGAGGCGCUCAGCAGACAUCUUCAUCGCCAGCCUGGCCGUGGCCGACCUGACCUUCGUGGUGACCCUGCCGCUCUGGGCCACCUACACGUACCGGGGCUAUGACUGGCCCUUCGGCACCUUCGCCUGCAAGCUCAGCAGCUACGUGAUCUUCGUCAACAUGUACGCCAGCGUCUUCUGCCUCACCGGGCUCAGCUUCGACCGCUACCUGGCCAUCGUGAGGCCCGUGGCCAACGCUCGCCUGAGGCUGCGGGUCAGCGGGGCCGUGGCCACGGCGGUGCUGUGGGUGCUCGCCGCCCUGCUGGCCCUGCCGGUCAUGGUGUUCCGCUCCACCGGGGACCUGGAGAACAGCACCAAGGUGCAGUGCUACAUGGACUACUCCAUGGUGGCCGCCGCCAGCUCCGAGUGGGCCUGGGAGGUGGGCCUGGGGGUGUCGUCCACCGCCGUGGGCUUCGUGGUGCCCUUCACCGUCAUGCUCACCUGCUACUUCUUCAUCGCCCAAACCAUCGCCGGCCACUUCCGCAAGGAGCGCAUCGAGGGCCUGCGGAAGCGGCGGCGGCUGCUCAGCAUCAUCGUGGUGCUGGUGGUGACCUUCGCGCUCUGCUGGAUGCCCUACCACCUGGUGAAGACGCUCUACAUGCUGGGCGGCCUGCUGCACUGGCCCUGCGACCUGGACAUCUUCCUCAUGAACGUCUUCCCCUACUGCACCUGCAUCAGCUACGUCAACAGCUGCCUCAACCCCUUCCUCUACGCCUUCUUCGACCCGCGCUUCCGCCAGGCCUGCGCGUCCAUGCUCUGCUGCGGCCGGAGCAGGUGCGGCGCGGCCUCCCACAGCAGCAGCGGGGAGAAGUCGGCCAGCUACUCCUCCGGCCACAGCCAGGGGCCCUGGCCCCAACUCGGGGAAGGGUGCAGAGCAGAUGCACGAGAAGUCCAUCCCCUACAGCCAAGAGACCCUCGUGGUUGACUAGGGCUGGGGCCUGCCCGGCCUUCCCCUGCUCUCUGAAAGUCAGGUAGCAUGACAGCACCUUCUCCCUCUCACUCCACCCUUUCCCCUGCUCCCUGCCCCCCUGCCCCCUCUUGUCUUCCUUCCUUCUUGAGGCUUGUUCAGAGGUUUGUGGUUGAGUGGGAGGACACUGAGCCCUGCAGGCUCCUGCUCGGCCACUCGGUAUCCGUGAGACGGACCUUGCACGAGUGUCUUGACCCCUCUGGGCCUCCGUUUCCCCAUUUGUAUAUAAAACAAGGGAAGUUGUGCUGGCUCAACUGAACUGGGUUGCCCCCACUCCUUUUCUUGGAUCUCCAGCUUUUCCUUUUCCCUCCUUUCUUCCUAAUGCCCUGUCCCUUCUCCCUGCCCCUACUUUCUCCUCUGUCUGCACUUUCCAGCCCGAAUUGUCACCUGCUGGCUCCAACCCGGUCUCCGGGGCACACCUCCUCUUUAAUCCCUCCUUCUUCCCCUAUUCACCUCCCUGGUUCUGCAGGGCUUCCAAGGGUUAAGAAUCCUGAAGCUUGCACACACUCUCUGGCUCCCCGAGAGUGAAGGAGGGACCGGGGCUGGUGUCAGCAAAGUUAGUUCCAGGCUCUGCAGCUGGGAGCUCCAGAACUUUCUUGCAAACCGGACCAUUUCACUGUAGUUUCGGGCACUAAGGAUCCCAGAAGGGGGCCUCGCUUCCUGCAGCCCCUCCUUCAUGCCAACUAGAUGUGCUUUUUUUGCAGAUUUCCUCUCAUUCAACCUCUAUUCCCCAUGGCAAUCGGAAGUCCACGGGGUUGGUGAUGGGACUGCCGGCUCCUAGGUGUCAUUCUAUGAGUGGGGAGUCGGGAAGGCAACGUCGAGGAAGAAGGGAGUCCGUAUUUAGUCUAUAUGCUGCUUGGCUUCCCUUUCCAAUUCCUCACCCCUCCGACCUUCUCCAGAACUGGGACCUGUAGGUCUCCCCACCACAGCCUGGCAUCUCCAGGCAGGACACUUUUCUUGAGCACUGGUGUUGCUGGGUGCCAAGAGUUAUGUGUGUGCGUGUGUGUGUGCUUGUGUGUGUACACAGAUGAGUAUAACAGGAAGAGCAGUGUGCCUGUGUCACUCGUCACUUGGGUGAACUACCCCCCUACUCUCUACUCUUUACUCUCUACCACUUCUCCACUCUGCACGCAGCAUCCUUGGGGAAAGAGGGACAUAGUGAGGCAAUAUAGAACAAAAAUGAAUUCACCCCUUCCCCCACUGGAUUUGGGGGCUCUGACGGCUGGUCCGUGCUUUAAGAGAGAUGUUCCUGUUAGGGCUGGGACCCCUCUUGGGAGAUCUGUCCCCAAGGCAGUGGUGCCCAAGCCCUGGGGAAACCCAAUGUGCUGGGUGCCAUCAUUCCUAGUUCCAUGAGGGAAGCAGGAGGUGGUUAAGAGCUUCCUUGGCUCCUUUCCCACACCUCUCCCCCCUGCUCUGAGUCCAUGAGUGUGUUCCCUACCACUCUCCCCUUUCCCUGGGUCUGUGUCCCCCUCCCUAAGGAACAUGCCUUCUUGCCUGGGGUGAAAAGCACUGGGUGGGGUUUUUGUCACCUCACCACCAGGAUGGGACCCAUUGGCCUCUCCUGCUGGGCUGGGGGGCUGGGAAUGAUGACUGGAGCAGCUGUGGCAGGGCUGAGGGCAUGACUUCAAGCCACCAGAGAGGCCUCAAGGACAAAAUUGAUGGUGGGGCCUUUGUGGGCUGGAGGCAGGGAUGUGUAUAUUCCAGGUUUUGUUCUUGGAGGCCUCCCGACAGGACGUGAAGGACAAGAUUUGCGCCAUGGAGGCAGGAAGAGCCCAGCGUGGUGUAAAUGGAGAGCUUGACCAUCCCUGGGAUGGCGCCAGCUCCAGGAGCCGAGGGAGGAGGAGAAAGGAAGAGGCUCUCCUCAGCUUAAUCUCCCCCUUACAGACUGGAAUCUUCCACAGACUCCCUUUCUCAGCCCAGGGCUGUCCUCAAAGCAUGCGGUCAAGGUUGGAGGAAGCUACCAGAAGGGAAGAGGGUGCCUUUCUGAGGCCUUCCUCAGUGACCCCAGAGACCUCUUGCCUGGAACUCACUGGUGGCCCUGGACAGAGGAUGGAGGCUCCCUCAUCCCCUACCAGCCCCCUCUUUGGAACGUCUCUGCUAUGUUUUCUGACCCUGUUAGUCACUUCGGUUCAUUCAAUAAAUCUGUUUUGUGUAA
Molecule: messenger RNA, 3757 nt
Organism: Canis lupus familiaris (dog)
Lineage: Eukaryota; Metazoa; Chordata; Mammalia; Carnivora; Canidae
Gene: APLNR
Product: apelin receptor
Exons: 1
Coding region: 421-1560 (379 amino acids)
Biological process (GO): immune response; G protein-coupled receptor signaling pathway
Cellular component (GO): membrane
Molecular function (GO): G protein-coupled receptor activity
Source: RefSeq, a predicted model, not a curated record